Messenger RNA from Mesitornis unicolor (brown roatelo), 2161 nucleotides. It is a transcript of the gene PCDH7, whose product is annotated as protocadherin 7. The record is from RefSeq and is a predicted model, not a curated record. Gene Ontology annotation, biological process: homophilic cell-cell adhesion. Lineage: Eukaryota; Metazoa; Chordata; Aves; Mesitornithiformes; Mesitornithidae. The annotation marks the transcript as partial. Gene Ontology annotation, molecular function: calcium ion binding. Gene Ontology annotation, cellular component: plasma membrane. The transcript has 2 exons.
CUGGACCGGGAGCAGCGGGACUCAUACGAGCUCAGCCUCCGAGUGCGGGACGGUGGCGACCCGGCGCGGUCCUCGCAGGCCAUCCUGAGGGUGCUGAUUACCGACGUGAACGACAACAGCCCCCGCUUCGAGAAGAGCAUCUACGAGGCAGACCUUGCAGAGAACAGCAGCCCUGGGACACCCAUCCUGCAGCUGCGAGCCGCUGACCUGGACGUGGGGGUGAACGGGCAAAUCGAGUACGUCUUCGGGGCAGCCACCGAGUCUGUCAGGCGUCUGCUGCGGCUGGGCGCGACCUCNGGCUGGCUCAGCGUCUUGCACCGCAUCGACCGGGAGGAGGUGAACCAGCUCCGCUUCACCGUCAUGGCCCGAGAUCGGGGCCAACCCCCCAAGACAGACAAGGCCACGGUGGUACUGAACAUCCGUGACGAGAACGACAAUGUGCCCACCAUCGACAUCCGGAAAAUCGGGCGCAUCCCGCUCCGAGACGGGGUAGCUAGCGUGGCCGAGGAUGUGCUGGUGGAUACUCCCAUUGCCCUGGUGCAGGUGUCGGACCGGGACCAGGGUGAAAAUGGUGUGGUGACCUGCACUGUGGUGGGUGAUGUGCCCUUCCAGUUGAAGCCAGCCAGUGAGGGUGAAGGGGAGCCGCAGAACAAGCGCAAGUAUUUCCUCCACACCUCAGCCCCUCUGGACUACGAGGCUGUCCGUGACUACAACGUGGUGAUCGUGGCUGUGGACUCAGGCAGCCCCAGCUUGUCCAGCAACAACUCCUUGCUGGUGCGGGUCGGGGACACUAACGAUAAUCCUCCUGUUUUCAGCCAGGCCGUGCUGGAGGUCUCCUUCCCGGAGAACAACUUGCCUGGAGAGAGGGUGGCCACGGUGGUCGCCACAGAUGCAGACAGUGGUAAGAACGCCGAGAUCACCUACUCCCUGGAGGCCUCACCCCUCUCCUCAGAGGCACCAGGCAGCAUCUUCACCAUCGACCCUGAUUCUGGGGACGUGUCGGUGCAGGCUGUGCUGGACCGCGAGCAACGCGACACCUAUGAGUUCCAGGUGAUGGCCCGGGACAAGGGGGUGCCGUCACUGCAGGGCUCCACCAUGGUGGUGGUGCGCGUAGCAGAUCGUAACGACAAUGAGCCACGCUUCAUGCAGGAUGUGUUCACUUUCUAUGUGAAGGAGAAUCUGCAGCCCAACAGCCCCGUGGGCAUGGUGACUGUGAUGGACUUCGACAAGGGCCGCAAUGCUGAGCUCAGCCUCUCCAUCCAACCCGGAGACCUUGAUCAGACAGCCAGCAUCUUCUCCAUUGAGAACGACACUGGGACCAUUUUUUCCACCGUCUCUUUUGACCGGGAGCAGCAGACCAGCUACACUUUUAAGGUGAAAGCAGUGGAUGGAGGUGAGCCCCCACGUUCUGCCACCGCCACUGUGUCCCUCUUCGUGAUGGAUGAGAAUGACAAUGCGCCCACAGUCACCUUCCCCAGCAACAGCUCCUACACCGUGCUGCCACCCUCCAGCAACAUGCGCACCGUGGUGGCCACAGUGAUCGCCACCGACGCUGACACCGGUCUCAAUGCCGACCUCAACUAUAGCAUCGUGGGGGGCAAUCCUUUUAAACUCUUUGAGAUUGACCCGGCCAGUGGCGUGGUGUCAUUGGUCGGCAAGCUGGCCCCCAAGCACUACGGCCUGCACCGACUCGUUGUGCAGGUGAAUGACAGCGGGCAGCCCCCUCAGUCCACCACUGCCCUGCUCCAUGUCUUUGUCAAUGAGAGCCUGUCCAAUGCCACCGUGGUGGAGAGCCAGGUGACGCCUCUGGCCCAGGACAUCGCUGGCGACCCCAGCUAUGAGCUGAGCAAGCAGCGGCUUAGCAUAGUCAUCGGUGUGGUGGCCGGCAUCAUGACAGUCAUCCUCCUUAUCCUGGUGGUGGUCAUGGCCCGCUACUGCCGCUCCAAGGGCAAACAUGGCUACGAAGCCGGCAAGAAGGACCACGAGGAUUUCUUCACUCCGCAGCAGCAUGACAAGGCCAAGAAGCCCAAGAAGGACAAGAAAGGCAAGAAGGGCAAGCAGCCCCUCUACAGCAGCAUCGUCACCGUCGAGGCUUCCAAGCCCAACGGGCAGCGCUAUGACAGCGUUAACGAGAAGCUUUCUGACAGCCCUGGGAUGGGGC